Schistocerca nitens (vagrant locust) is the source of this 646-nucleotide messenger RNA. RefSeq names its product polyribonucleotide nucleotidyltransferase-like. The record is from RefSeq and is a predicted model, not a curated record. NCBI's taxonomy places the organism in Eukaryota, Metazoa, Arthropoda, Insecta, Orthoptera, Acrididae. The transcript has 10 exons. The coding region runs from base 6 to 533 and encodes 175 amino acids.
ACAACAUGGCUGCCACACGAGCUCUCCUUCUGGUGGCGAUCGGCGUCGCGGCGUUUUGCUUACUGGCGACAGCUGCUCCCGCCGAGGAAACAAGGCCGGCGGAGGAGAGUGGCCCAGUCCUGACCGCAGCGGCACCGCCACAGACCGCGGGCAAGACACAGGAAAGCGACGAGUCGAAAGAAAGCGACGAGGACAAGAAGACGAGGAGAGCAGCUGACGACGAUGGUGAUGAUGACGAUGACAGGAGAAAGAGGAGAGCAGCGGGCGACGAUGGUGAUGAUGACGAUGACAGGAGAAAGAGGUCGGCAGAGAGCGCCGAGGACCUCUCCGACUCCAGGGACCUCGACGACAGUGACGAAGAUGGUGCCAGGAAGAGGUCGACAGAGAGCGCCGAGGACCUCUCCGACUCCAGGGACCUCGACGACAGUGACGAGGCUGGUGCCAGGAAGAGGCGUGGAGCAGGAAAGCCCGAAAAGAAACACAAGCGGGCAGCGGCCUCUGACGAUUCGGAUUCAGACUCCGACGACGACUAGGAUGCCACAAUGACGGACCACCACCACCACCACCACCACCACCACCUCAUCAUCACAUGCCACGCCUACUGAAUCUCAUCAUAUGACGUCCCAGCAAACAACUGGUCACAAGG